AUGACCGUCAUAAAUAAAAUGGUACGCCCAAAAGAUGUCCAGGGUAAGAUUUACAAAUUCAAGAGCACGUCAGAAUGCUUUGCUUUGGGCAUACCUCCUCCUGUUCUGCCAGACAAAGUGCGGGGUCACAUGGUACUUGUCCUUGGUAUUAUACCAGGAAAACUUGGUUAUGUAAAACUUAUGACGAUUACCUCGACGUUGAAAGAUGACGGCGACUACGUCCCAAUCUCGCCAACACCAAAGAAGGGGUUUUCAAUCCAGCUUCGAUUUCGAAGCUAUCUUAAAUGGCAUCAUGGAGAUGCGGCGCGGGUUAUUCCGAGAUUGCGAGAAAAUUCAUACUUAAAGAUCGAUGCAUAUUACGAGGUGCCGAUACAAACGUUAGUCGAGGCAACAGACGAUUUCGGCAAUCAGUUCAUGAUAUGGUCUAAACAUCGAGGGGGUUUGGGAGAGCUUCGAGACUACGUCCAACGUCGUGAUUUGAUUCGCGAGAGAAGUCAUCUAAUUGACGAGAAGCAUACCUGA
Penicillium angulare is the source of this 522-nucleotide messenger RNA. RefSeq lists its product as uncharacterized. The transcript is spliced from 2 exons. Bases 1 to 522 code for a protein of 173 amino acids. NCBI's taxonomy places the organism in Eukaryota, Fungi, Ascomycota, Eurotiomycetes, Eurotiales, Aspergillaceae. The record is from RefSeq and is a predicted model, not a curated record.